GCUUGCGUUGCGCAGGGAACCGCUAGUUUCUCAGGAAUUAUAAAUGCGGUGGAUAGACUGUUAAACGUAUUCAAACUCUAAUUUUCAAAGCAACGUAUUUUUAUAUAUAUAACAAACAAGUAAUAUUGUAGCUUGAUAACCUUUCCCAACAGCCACCUGUUUUUUUAUGUAGAGUGGGUGUCGUUUAUCGUUUAUCUGAGGACUUGAGUUUUAUGUUUCACUCAGCGACCCUUUACUUUUUGUCACACAGUUGUGUCUGUGUAAAAUCUACGUUAUAAGUCUUUUUUUCGUCGAGAAAAGGGGAGAACUUGUUGAAGAUGUCCGUGGCGGGCUUAAAGAAGCAGUUUUACAAAGCCAGCCAGAUGGUGAGUGAGAAGGUUGGCGGUGCUGAGGGAACUAAACUCGAUGAGGAGUUCAAGGACCUGGAGCGAAAAGUAGAUGUGACAAAUAAAGCUGUGGUAGAAGUCAUCUCUAAAACAUCAGAGUACCUGCAGCCCAAUCCAGCAUCUCGUGCAAAGCUCUCUAUGUUGAACACUAUGUCUAAGAUCAGAGGGCAGGUGAAGAGUCCAGGUUAUCCACAAGCAGAGGGGCUGCUGGGAGAAUGCAUGGCAAAGUUUGGAAGAGAACUUGGAGAGGAAACUAACUUUGGCGGUGCUCUAGUUGAUGUUGGUGAAAGUAUGAAGAGGCUAGCAGAGGUGAAGGAUUCUUUGGACAUUGAUGUCAAACAGAACGUUAUUGACCCUUUACAAGGCUUGUGUGACAAGGACCUGAGAGAGAUACAGCACCAUCUGAAAAAGCUAGAAGGACGCAGGUUGGAUUAUGACUAUAAGAAGAAACGUCAAGGGAAGAUUCCAGAUGAAGAGGUCAGGCAGGCGCUGGAGAAGUUUCAUGAAUCUAAGGAGGUGGCUGAGAUCAGCAUGUACAAUCUUCUAGAAACUGAUAUUGAGCAGGUGAGCCAACUGUCAUCGCUGGUAGAGUCUCAACUGCAGUACCACAGACAGGCUGUUCAGAUCCUGGAUGAACUGUCAGACAAACUCAGAGACAGGAUGAACGAUGCUCAGUCACGUCCUCGUAAAGAGUAUAUUCCCAAGCCCAAACCUGCAAUUGACUUUGGAGACACUAACGAACACUCAAAUGGUGGCUUCAGCCCGAUAUCUGCUCCACCCAUGCACAAUGCAGACCCAUACCACCAGUCUGGCAGAAUGGCAUUGCGGAAAACCAGAUUGCCAGCGGAGCAGCCGUGCUGUAAAGCGAUCUAUGAUUUUGAGCCGGAGAAUGAGGGCGAGUUGGGCUUCCAUGAGGGUGACAUCAUCACUCUGACCAAUCAAAUCGAUGAAAAUUGGUACGAAGGCGUGCUUCGUGGCCAAUCAGGAUUCUUCCCUCUCAACUAUGUGGAGUUGAUUGUUCCUCUUGCACACUAAAAGGUGUUCAAAGAGGAAAGGGGGGAGGGGGGAGCAAAAACAAGUAAAAGGGAGAAAGAUGGAGGGAAGUGAGGUAGGGAGAAAGGAGACAGCUGAAGUCAUCUUGGUCUUCAUCCUCACCUGUAUUCACAUUGUUGCCGUUGAUCCAAAUGUACCUGUACUCAGGCACUUUUACACAUUGAUUUAUUUUUGAAGGAGGGAUCUUUGGGAAAUGACAACUUCACAUUCCAGGACUGAAAAUAAGCAUUGACUGACUGACUGACAGACAGACAAGGACAGUUCAACUUGGUUAAGCUUUAGUUUCAUACACUAACUAAUUUCAUAAUUUUUUUUUUUUUUUAUUAUUAUGUUUGUUAAUAAUGUCUCAUACUAUUUUGUAGUACAUAAACUAAAAAGAAACGAAUACAGAUAAAGAUACCCCAGUGGUACAAUUUUGAUGUUUUUAAAGAGUAGUGAGUGCAGGUAAUGUCCUCAAUUGUUGAGACAUAUCCAGCUGCAGACCCGUAGCACCACCAGUUUCAGAACCCCAGUUUCAGAACCCCAGCGCCAGAACUUGAAGUGAGGGGCGGAGCUUACGUUCUAAACCGAGUAGCGCCACCUAACGUUUUGGAGAGUAGGCUACACCACCAGUUUCAGAACCCCAGUGCCAGAACCUGAAGUGAGGGGCGGAGCUUACGUUCUAAACCGAGUAGCGCCACCUAACGUUUUGGAGAGUACUUUGCUUUUAUUACAAACGAAACAUCAUACUUAUACAUCAUACUUUAUACGUAUGUUAUAUUGAUUCUUUAAGGUACAGUACAAUAAGCAUUUUAAAACAUUGAUCUUGUAUAAUAUAAUUGUAUAUAUUUAUCCGUUUCAUUGUAUUAUGAGAGUUACUUCGUGAUCAUGAUGGUGAAAAAAAAUGCUUGAAACUUAUGGGCAUUUUAUAUAAAAUAUACUUUAUUUCACAAGAACAUGUGCAGCAUGCAUUUUUCUUUAUGUAAAAUAAAACAUGUCAAAAAACUAAAAAAGAGAGAAAAUUAAGCAUCAUUUUAAAAGAAACAAUACAAAUAUAUACAACAAAUGACCAAUUCACCCCUAGGCCCAUUUUGUCAUGACAAUCCUGUAUAAAUUAAACUUAAAAUGUAUCAAAUGAGGAAUUCACUCUCAGGCCCAUUUUGUCCUUACAUUCUUGCAAAAAUAACUCCAUGUCAUCCCUGAACACAAAAUGAAAUAGAAAGGGCUCUCUGGAAGCUUCUGACUGUUCCAGGAGAUUGUUGCGGGCUUUUUCCUUGUCGUCUUCAUUCAUUCGAAAUGUCUCUACAAGAGAUGAAAGCACCACACAAUAAUCUCAACGUAAAAAAAAACAAAAAAAAACCUCAACUAUAAGGUAACAUUAACUCACAAACAAUGCAUAUAACAGAGGAACGUGGAACAAACACUUUAACACCUUCACAAGAUGUCUUCAAAACGUCACCGCAAGGCUCAUUUACAACACGCAAAAAUGUAUCGAACCAUCCGUACAAUUUUUUUUUUAAUACAAUAAAAUAUGACAACAUAAUCAAGCUUCAUUAAGAUGAUAAAGUUAUGCACAAAUUAAAUAUUUAGCAGAUAAACGCUGAACUUAAUAUAUGCGAUAAUUUUUCACCACAUGAUGUCAAAAACGUUAGACAACGUUACACAACUCACCAUGCUCUCCGCCAUGCUUGUCUCAUUGUCAAUAACUCCGCCCCUCACUUCAGGUUCUGGCGCUGGGGUUCUGAAACUGGUGGUGCUGCGGGUCUGCAGCUGGUUACUAUUGCAAUUGUUGGAUUGUGAAUGGUUACAUUUUGACUCGACUGGUCCCUUUACCUCCCCCUGCUGGUCAGGCUGCGACAUGGACCUGCCCCUGAUUAAGGAGAAACUGCCUUUUAUCUGUGACGAAAACAUUAAUUCUGCACUGUGAGGCUGCAUGUGCAAUGUCCCAAUGAGCAGCAGUCCUGAGCCACAAACCUGUAAAUUGGAAUUAGUCCUUUUAUACACUCCAUAUUUGUUUUCAUGCAUUUUUUACAAGAUAUGAAUUGCACCUGGGACAUAAUUUUGUAAAGGUGAACUAAAAUACUUAUGUAAGGGAUGUUUCAGGUUGAGAUGGCUUUCUGGGAUAUCUGAAAAAGAUGUUUUAUUCUUACUGCACUACAAAUUUUUAACACUAUGAAGUUUGAAACACUUUGCCUCCCUCUUAUUAUGACAUUUCAACUUCAGACUUGGGGGACUGAUACCAUCCAGUCCCUGUCUGUCAUUUUUCUACUACACAGCCAAAUAGUUAUGGAAUGUAAUAAGGGUCUUGAAAUGUGUUCUUCCAGUUGCCUGAAUAUACAGUCUUCCUCUCUUUCUCCUCUUUUGUCAGUUUACUGGUAGUCUAUCCAUCUGAUGCUGCUGGCAGUGUCCCAUUAUAUUGUGUGUGAUUAUUUAGACAUGUUUAGGGUGGAUGUUGGCUCAUAACCCCCUUGUUUGAAGUAAGACAUUUUUUUAAAUGUAUAUAAAUAUAAACAUUUCUUUCAGUAUUCAGAAAUUAAGGGAUGGUGCUACAUCUCUUGUUCUCUCUUGGGGUGAUGUGGUUUGAUUUAAAUUGCAAACUUCACAAAUGCACAGUCCCACGCACCUCUUGUUGGUUCUGAACACACCAACAUCUCUCCCUCCACCCCACUCCAAGUCCUAUCCGCACAGAGCACCUCUCUGGUGGAUUCUGUAUGCGUUGUCCUUUGCCUACCAGUGUCUGUUUACAUGUGUCAGGCCACUAGAUGUGCUGGAGCAGACAGGUUAAGGUCACUAUCUCAAAGUGAAAAACAAAAAGAUGAUUACAAACAUUUAGUGCCUCUUUGAUGGCAAGAACGGACCUAGAACAACAAACAAAAUAGUAAUUCUUAUUUCCAAGCUAACAUGUCGUUUAUGUCUGCCUUUUGUUUGUUUAUUUUUUGUACAAAGAGCUUGUUGAUUUCAGUAUUUGGCAUGAGCUCUGUGACCAGAUGUACAAGCAUGUGUACUGAUGUGCCUUUGCAACACUACAAAUUUAAACAAAUGUGUUAUUUCUGUGUAAUUCAACCAGAGUACCAGAAUAAUCUUAUGAAAAUAAAUUAUUUUGGUUCUACUCUUUUAGUAUUAUAUUAUUUUUUAUAUGUAUACAAAACCAUUCAACUUUUUUUAAUUAAGAAGUUUUGCAUGUUUGCUUACUAUUAUAGCAGGCUGAUGUAUGUUUUAGUUUUAAAGUCUCCUCUUGUAUGUCUUGGAAGAUUUAACUGCAUUAUAUUGUUAUUCUUAAAUAUCCCAAACGUUAAAUAUUUGUGUCUUAAUAUUGUGUCCAGUCAUCUUUAAGUAAAUAAAUUCAAGAAAGUACUCCAUCUG
Messenger RNA from Xyrauchen texanus (razorback sucker), 4781 nucleotides. RefSeq names its product endophilin-A2-like. The transcript is spliced from 10 exons. Gene Ontology annotation, biological process: synaptic vesicle uncoating. The record is from RefSeq and is a predicted model, not a curated record. Lineage: Eukaryota; Metazoa; Chordata; Actinopteri; Cypriniformes; Catostomidae. Bases 318 to 1421 code for a protein of 367 amino acids. Gene Ontology annotation, molecular function: protein binding. Gene Ontology annotation, cellular component: glutamatergic synapse; presynapse; cytoplasm.